AUUAUCAGCCGUUCGUUGAAGUUGCGUUCGUCGUUCUUGCUUCUUCCUCGCUCACCAUGCCUAUAUCUAAAGAAAACUCACGUAUAAAAUCAUUCAAAAACAAAGGACUCGACCAAGAGGAAAUGCGCCGAAGACGAAAUGACCGAACCAUCGAGCUUCGAAAGACGAAAAGAGACGAGCAAAUGCUCAAGCGUCGGAACGUGGCUGUCGAUGACGAGCCUUUCAGUCCGCUCAAAGACGCAAACCAGAUGGCAUUUCCGGCUUCUUUGUCUGACAUUUGGGACAAGAUUAAUAAUCCUUCAUCUGCAAUACAACUAGAAGGUGUGCAAGCUGCUCGCAGGAUGCUUUCUCGUGAACGAAACCCACCCGUGGAAUCAAUCAUAAACUCUGGAUUUAUUCCUCUUCUGGUCAACUUUCUGAAGACGUCUGAUAACCCUACGAUUCAGUUUGAAGCCGCCUGGGCUCUAACGAACGUGGCAUCCGGUACUAGUGAACAGACACGAGCCGUUGUCACUGCCGGAGCUACCCUACCGUUCAUCAAGUUACUCUCAUCACCGAAGACAAACGUUGCUGAACAAGCUGCUUGGGCAUUGGGUAACAUUGCAGGUGAUGGAGCCGAUUUGAGGGACUAUGUCAUCAAGCAAGGCAUCAUUCCUCCAUUAUUACAACUCAUCAAGCCCGACACAGGGGUAUCCUCUCUGUCUUUCCAGACACUGCUGUUUAUCAUUAUCAACUUGUGUUUUUUAUUUUGCCAGAUUUCGUUUCUACGGACUGUUGCUUGGGCGUUAUCUAACUUGUGCAGGAACAAGAACCCGUCUCCUCCAUCAGAAGCAGUUUCCAUGAUUCUUCCCGCUCUUUGCCAUCUUAUUCACAAUGGGGACACCGAGGUGGUUGCUGAUGCUGCUUGGGCUUUGUCGUAUCUUACUGAUGGACCCGAGGAAAAGAUUCAAGUUGUGGUUGAUGCUAACAUACUGCCUCGACUUGUCACAUUGCUUGCCUAUCAGGAAGUCCGAGUUGUAACACCUGCACUUCGAGCUGUAGGUAAUGUUGUUACUGGUUCUGAUUCUCAAACACAAGCUGCACUUAAUUGUGAUUUGCUUCGCUACAUUGCGAAUUUGUUGCUUCAUCCGAAGUCGACCGUUCAGAAGGAAGCUGCCUGGACGUUAUCCAACAUCACAGCAGGAACCGAAGAACAAAUCCAGAUGGUACUAGAUGCAGGCAUCGUGCAACCUCUUGUUGAGAUUCUUGCAAAGGCGGAUUUUAAAACUCAGAAAGAAGCGGUUUGGGCUGCAACAAAUUUCACUUCUGGUGGUUCAGUAGAGCAGGUGGUUUACCUGGUACAGUGUGGUGUGUUGAAGCCAUUGUGUGACUUACUGGAUGUAAAGGAUGCCAAGACUGUCACUGUUAUUUUGGAUGGCUUGUCUAAUAUUCUUGGUGCAGCUGCAUCUCUGAAGGAAGUUGACCAAGUUGGUAUGAUGAUUGAGGAAGCGGGAGGACUUGACAAAAUUGAAGCUCUGCAGAGUCAUGAGACUGAAGCUGUCUAUAAAUUGGCAUUUACUAUAAUUGACAAAUAUUUCUCAUCAGAAGAGGAGGGAGAAGAUGAGUCCAUUGCUCCUGCGACUACUGAGAAUGGCAUGUUUCAGUUUGGUUCCACUGCUAUUCCGCAAGAAGGGUUCAACAUCUAAAUAAUGAGGAUUCUUUACUAAAAACUGUUAGAGCCUUAAUUAAGAACUUUUCUUUAGUGAAAUUGAUGUUACUUAGUGGUCGUUGUAAGCCUUCUAUUUUCUUGUGAGUUGAGAAAAAUAAGAUGAAUUGAAUGAUGCAAAAGA
Corticium candelabrum is the source of this 1829-nucleotide messenger RNA. RefSeq names its product importin subunit alpha-3-like. The record is from RefSeq and is a predicted model, not a curated record. Gene Ontology annotation, biological process: NLS-bearing protein import into nucleus. NCBI's taxonomy places the organism in Eukaryota, Metazoa, Porifera, Homoscleromorpha, Homosclerophorida, Plakinidae. Gene Ontology annotation, cellular component: nucleus; cytoplasm. The coding region runs from base 57 to 1685 and encodes 542 amino acids. The transcript has 17 exons. Gene Ontology annotation, molecular function: nuclear import signal receptor activity; protein binding.